Molecule: messenger RNA, 2079 nt
Organism: Hypomesus transpacificus
Lineage: Eukaryota; Metazoa; Chordata; Actinopteri; Osmeriformes; Osmeridae
Product: replication initiator 1-like
Exons: 6
Coding region: 650-1615 (321 amino acids)
Biological process (GO): regulation of transcription by RNA polymerase II
Molecular function (GO): DNA-binding transcription factor activity, RNA polymerase II-specific; RNA polymerase II cis-regulatory region sequence-specific DNA binding
Source: RefSeq, a predicted model, not a curated record
UGUUGACAUUUUCUGGAUAAUUCUCCUCGUAGCGCUUUCUCAAGUGACCACAUACCUGCCCACAGACAAGAACGUGUGAGACUUCUGUGAGAAAAGAUCUUUAGGGGUGAGAAGUGAAGGUACAACUGAAAACAUAUGACAUCUCAGAAUUACUAUGCACAAAGUAAGUCGUCCUAGAACCAAGAAGAAUCGUCUGCUCGUAUAGUGGUGUAGAUAACUGUAGAAAGUGGUAGUGGAAAUGUAAUAUGUCAAACUGCCAUUUUCUCAAGGCUUGUUUGUUGUGAGGAAGCAGUGUGUGGUUGAGGAUUCUGAAAGACGUUCAUAUAUAAACACUUCCUCAUCUCAUGCACAUAGGCUGCUGUCAACUGGACGAUAAACUACAGAAUACAGCUAAACACCUUACUUAACUAGAGUAGUGAUGCCUGUUUGAUUUGCUGAUUGUUGAGUAUUUCAGCUGAGAUAGUGUUUGAGUUGAACAUUAUAAAUUAGUUGUCUUAGUUUUUUUUAUGAACUGAAAUAAAUAAUCUGUCUGUGAUUUGUAAUCUGGAUGUACAGGGUGGAUAUUUGGUCUGUGUAUUUAACGUCCUGAUCCAGUCUACUUGGAGUCCACACCUUCUCCUCCCCCCCAACAUCUCCUAACCCGGCUGGUAUGCCUCGCUCCUUCCUGGUCAAGAGGGGAUGUUAUCCCCCUCACCGCCUCAUCAUAGGCAGCCCCUACCAGAGCCUUCCUCUGGUGACGAUGUCCCCCCCGGAGACCGAGAAGGUGCAGAGGGACACAGCCCUGGGGCUGUCCACGUCAAAGUUCAACAGACCGUACUCACCCCUCCCACAUCCCCCUGCACCUCUGCCUCCUCUUCUGGCCCAGCACCCUGACUCACUCAGCCCACCACAGCCUGUCAGAACCCCAUCCUGUGUUCAGGCUGAUGAAGCCACCCUUCGAUGUCCCCCUGCCCAGUUGAACCCAGCGCGUCCCGCCCAGAGGACGGAGUUCCCCUCCUCCCAAGCAGUUUGUCGUAAUCUCAGCUCAGGAAAUCCUGAGGAAACGUCUGAGCCGGCAGCUCUCGGGGGGCUGCUGGGGCCCCUCCUCCUCCGGGGCUGUCGCCAGAGGAGCUGUGGGGAGGACUGCCCGCUGUGUGGCAAGGUGUUUUCCUCUGUGUCUUGUCUGGAGUCUCACAUCCAGAAGCUGCACAGCAACAGAGCCCGUCUGUCAUCAGACAGCCCCAGGUCUACCAGGCAGCAGUACGCUCACAGAACCAAACCAAGGUUGCAACACAAGGAACGGACGUUUGGCUGCAAAGAGUGUGGCAAGACAUUCAAGCGCUCCUCCACCCUCUCCACCCACCUGCUCAUCCACACAGACACCAGGCCCUACCCCUGCCAGUACUGUGGCAAGCGCUUCCACCAGAAGUCCGACAUGAAGAAACACACCUUCAUACACACAGGUGAGAAGCCUCACGUGUGCCCUGUGUGUGGGAAAGCCUUCAGCCAGAGCUCCAACCUCAUCACCCACAGCAGGAAGCACAACGGCAGCCGGCCCUAUCACUGCCCUCGCUGCCUCUACAGCUGCCAGCGCAAGGCAGACCUGCUGCAGCACCAGGAGCACCACUGCAGAUAGAGACCCUGAAAACAGCUGGUCCCAGUUCAGCUCCUAACACUGGCAGGACACUGGAAACAAGACUCUCUGGGAUUUGAGACUGAUCCAAAUGCAGUAUAUACCUCCAGCAGGGGCUUAAUGCUAGAUUUCCCCCUCAGUUAUUAAAAGCUGAUUUGUGUUUUUCCACUUUGAGGGGGAACAUGUAAAUACACUUUACAUUUCUGAUCCCAGUUCAGUAUUUCCCCACUAGGGGGUGCAUUCUCCCAGACUGGCGUUUAGGCUUAAAAACAUCAGGACAUGAACACCUACAUAUGGAGAUCAAAUGAGUCUUGAAUAUAUUUUUUCAAUUUAUUGAUAUACAUUUAAAUACACGGAUUGUAAUCUGGGACUUGAUUUCUUUGAAAUAACCCACAAAUAGUUUCUAGACAGAACUAUUCAAAUAAUUUGGACAGAGUUACAGUCAGAAGCAACUUCUUGGCGGAAGG